GCAUAUAGCUUGGAAAACCACAACCAUCAUUUCAUUUUAGCCAUGUAAGUCUUCGACCCUAUUCUGACACUGCCGAGGGCACCUUCCCUGUGCCAAUUUGCAGCGUGCCCCCUGCCUGCCUGCGCAAAUCGCCAAAGGCCACCACGGGACACCUCGAGGCCGCCUGAUGUUGUUGCCAGAGGGGGUGGCAUGGACGGAAGGCACGUCGGAAAAGAAGACCCGCGCAACCGGAGACCCGCGAUGGGACCUUGUCUCGCGUGCAGCGGGGAAGGGGGGCCGCCCAACCCGUGCAGGGACCGCCGGGGGGGGGGGGGGGGGAGCCGUCGAGUGGCCGCUCUGCAUAAGAGGCCGGCCUUGCGCUGCUGCUGCUGCUGCGAUGGGCGGGCGGGGUGGGCGCGCUGGCCCGGGCUCCCCGGGGAUUAUCGCGCUUUACAUAACGGGCCAGCCAUGGGAGCCGCCGGCAGCAGCGGAGGGGAGCCGCGCCCGCUCGAGGGCGCCCGCUCGCUGCCCGCCGCCUGGUGGGCGCGGGCCUGGAGGAGCAUCCUUGCCAACGUGGGCCCCCCUCUGCUGGGUGCCAACGCGGAGCGGCGGGCCCUGACCGAGGAGGAGGCGCAGGUGGCGUCGGAGCGGGGCCUGCCCCAGGGCGUCGCCCUCUUCUUGCCGGAAUUCCCCAUCCGGCCUCCCCUGGGACCGAGCCAGCUCAAGGUGCUGGGCUUGGUGGCCAAGGGCUCCUUUGGCACGGUGCUUAAGGUCCUGGACUGCCAGCAAGAGCGGCUCUUUGCCAUCAAGGUGGUGCCAAAAACGGAGGUGCUUCGCCAGGAUGGCCUGAAACAGUGUAAGGAUGAGGUCAGCAUCCAGAAACAGGUGAGCCAUCCGUUUGUCCACUGCUUAGGGGACAGCUGGCAGGGGCAGCGCCAUCUCUUCAUUAUGUGCACCUAUUGCAGUACCGGAGACCUUUACACCUUCUGGAAGUCCGUGGGCCCUUUUUCUGAAAGCAUCAUCCGCUUGUUUGCCACAGAGCUGGUUCUGGUGCUAGGGUAUCUUCACAACCUGGGCAUUGUGCACCGCGAUGUCAAGAUGGAAAAUAUACUCCUGGACGAACGAGGGCACUUGAAGCUGACUGACUUUGGCCUUUCCCGCCAUCUGCCUUGGGGCAAAAGGGCCUACACCAUCUGUGGGACCCUCCAGUACAUGGCCCCUGAAGUACUGAGUGGGGGUCCCUAUGCCCACGCUGUUGAUUGGUGGUCUCUGGGUGUCCUGCUGUUUGCCCUGGCUAGUGGGAAGUUUCCAGUUGCUCCAGAGAGAGAUCACAAAGCCAUGCUCCGGAGUGUGCAGGGUUGCAACUAUGCCUCUCCAGCUACUCUCAGUUUAGGCCUGCGUCUUCUCCUCAGUGAGCUCCUGUGUCCGGAUCCACAGCGCCGCCUGCGCUACCCCCACCACUUCCGCGGCCACCUCUUCUUCCACGGAAUGACUUUCGAUGCCGAACUGUUGCAGAAGCAGCCGGUGGAUUUUGUGCUGCGCCUGCGGCAAGCCAAGGACCCCGUUCUGGAUGCCGCCGCCUUUGCCGAUUUUGACUGUGACCUCUUGAGCCCCGGAAGUCAGCCCUGGCCUGGCUGAGGCUUCUGGGUAGGGGUUCUGGGUAGGGGAAGGGGUAUGGGAGGCUCUGAUAGGCCAUGAGCUAUCUUGACAAGGAGCAUCCAGUUCUCAGGAAACUAGUGGAAUAUCAGCCGGGGAGGCCUGUCUGGCUGACCUUUGCCCAGGGCAACUGAGCUAGGGCAAUUUCCUUCCUCGCACUUCUUCCAUCUUUAAAGGCUUUCAGAUAAGGCAUCUGUGCUUGAAGAUUCUUGGCAGGGGCGUAAGGAGGGAAAAACGAGACAAUUGCACCAGUGGGAGUAGAGAAAGGGGCAAAUAGCAGUAGUUGCUGAUGGCCGCUUCUUGCUUCGUUACAUCAACCUUGUUACAGGAAGCAUGUCUUCCCUGUUGCUUUCUGGGGCAGCCAACCACAAGGAUCUCGGGGAUGCCUGCCUGGCCCCCUCCCUGCACUAGCAGGGGUGCUGGAAAUAGGCUCCCCCCACCAACUUCUUGCCAAUAACGCAGAUGCCAUUGGCCCCACUUUGGGAAACUAGGGAUACACGGGGUCUUCUCGGCAAUUAGAUGCAAAAGGGGCAACACAGGCCAGCAUAGGUUGGAGAGUUUGUAGGUCUUUGGACUUCUCUGAAUCCCUCCGUGAGUGGAAUGAAAGACAUAGCAGUAUUCUGCCAUUUCCUACUUUUGUCUAAUACUGAAGAGGCCUGUGAAACCCAGAAGCUUGCAUUUUCCUGUGUUAUCCUAAAGGGUAGUCAUUGUUUUUCAUCCUUUUUAUAUGAGAUAAAAGAUGUGUGAUUUCUACGGUAGGUGACUUCCUUCCCGUCCUCAAGUUAUUCUGUGCCAACCCCAGUGGAAGGAGUCAGCUUUGAUUCUUCUCCCUGUUAACCAGAAUAUGGAGCUGUCGGCAGUCUGUUUGGGGCUUUUUUUUUGUUCUUUAUGCAAGCAAGCAAUAAAUUUUUUCCAUCUGUGGUCA
Molecule: messenger RNA, 2560 nt
Organism: Sphaerodactylus townsendi
Lineage: Eukaryota; Metazoa; Chordata; Lepidosauria; Squamata; Sphaerodactylidae
Gene: RSKR
Product: ribosomal protein S6 kinase related
Exons: 12
Coding region: 190-1617 (475 amino acids)
Biological process (GO): protein phosphorylation
Molecular function (GO): protein serine/threonine kinase activity; ATP binding
Source: RefSeq, a predicted model, not a curated record